This is a messenger RNA of Rosa rugosa (rugosa rose), 1203 nucleotides long. RefSeq names its product cysteine-rich receptor-like protein kinase 15. The coding region runs from base 1 to 1203 and encodes 400 amino acids. NCBI's taxonomy places the organism in Eukaryota, Viridiplantae, Streptophyta, Magnoliopsida, Rosales, Rosaceae. Gene Ontology annotation, biological process: protein phosphorylation. The transcript is spliced from 5 exons. Gene Ontology annotation, molecular function: protein kinase activity; ATP binding. The record is from RefSeq and is a predicted model, not a curated record.
AUGGAACAGGAAGUAGAAGUGGCAUCCUCAUUUUGCCAAACAAAAUCUGACGAAAUUGAUAGCAUGUGGGACGAUGAUGCAAACUCCAAUUUUGUAUCCAAUCCAGCAAGUGGCGGAACUAGAAAAUUGAUUGUGCAGGGAGCCAUUAAACAAGUGUUUUCAAAAAUUUUUAAAUUCUUUAAGAGGUCGAGAAGAACUACAAGAAACGGACUGGCGAAGGGUGAGUUCAGCAUUGCAUCUAUCAAGGUCGCCACACACAACUUUUCUGAGGAAAAUAUGAUCGGACAAGGGGGAUUUGGACCUGUUUAUAAGGGAAAAUUGGUGACCGGACAAGAAGUAGCUGUGAAAAGCCUUUCAUCAUCUUCACUUCAAGGAGAUAAGGAGUUUAAGAAUGAACUGAGACUCAUGCAGAAACUCCAACAUAGAAACAUUAUUCAGAUAUUAGGAUUUUGCAUUCAUGGUGGCGGAAGAUUUAUAAUAUACGAUGACUUGCUACUAGAUUGGAAUAAGCGUUUCAACAUAAUUGAAGGAAUUGCUCAAGGAUUGGUCUACUUGCACAAAUACUCCAGAUUGAGAGUAAUUCAUAGAGAUAUAAAAGCCAGUAAUGUUCUACUGGAUGCACAAAUGAAUCCCAAAAUUGCUGAUUUUGGUUUAGCAAAAAUUUUUGCAGAUGAUGAAGAGACAGUAAAAAUUACGGGAAUUUGUGGGACAAUCGGUUACAUGCCUCCCGAGUACCUCAUAACAGGCAUCCUUUCCAUGAAAACCGAUGUCUACAGUUAUGGAGUGUUAAUGCUUGAAAUCAUAAGUGGUAACAAAAAUUUCAAUGCUGACGGCAAUUAUUUGGUAAAAGAUGCACGGCAGUUAUGGCAAAAAGGUGCAGGGCUACAACUAGUGGAUCCAAAACUGGAAGUUUCUCGUAUUAACAAACAUCAACUGUUAAGAUGCAUCCAUGUUGGUCUCCUGUGCACGGAAGAAAAUGAAGAUGACCGGCCCAGCAUGUCAGAUGCGAUAUCUAUGUUGAAAAAUGAAGUGCCUUUGCCUGAACCAACAAUGCUAGCAUUUUCUAGAUACAGUAAUCUGACUACUGCUAGUAUAGAUAGAAACGGAACGGAAACUAUGUCCAUAAAUGGUUCAUCAAUACUUGGCCAAAAUAUUAGCUUACCAAUAAACAGUAUGACGAAUUCCGACUUUAGUGGAUGUUAA